CUCUCUUUCAGGCUGUUGAUUCACUUCACAGCUCUAGUCACUCACAGCUACAGCUUCUUCACUCUUCAAAAAAAGUUACUUCUCUUGAUCUUUUUCCAUCAUUUGGUGACCACAGUGAUAUAUUUUAACUGGUGGUGGUGAUUUUGCUCUGUUUCUGAGCGUUAAUUAAAGGGAAGAGAUGGGAAGGACACCAUGUUGUGAUAAGAAGGGAUUGAAGAAAGGACCAUGGACACCUGAAGAGGAUGAGAUUCUUGUCCGUUACAUCAAUAAGAAUGGGCAUGGAAGCUGGCGCUCUCUCCCUAAGCUCGCAGGUCUUCUUCGCUGUGGUAAGAGUUGCCGGCUUAGAUGGACCAACUACCUUAGGCCAGAUAUAAAACGGGGUCCCUUUACUCUUGAAGAAGAGAAACUUGUCAUUCAGCUUCAUGGUAUUCUUGGAAACAGGUGGGCUGCCAUUGCCUCUCAACUACCAGGCAGAACAGAUAAUGAGGUAAAGAACUUGUGGAACACCCACCUGAAGAAACGCCUUCUUUGCAUGGGACUUGACCCGCAAACUCAUGAGCCCUUUCCCUCUUGUGGACCAGCCAUAAAAACUCCUGCAUCCCCUGCUACUCGCCAUAUGGCACAGUGGGAGAGUGCUAGACUUGAAGCUGAGGCUCGGCUUUCAAGGGAGUCCUCACUCUUCAAUCCACCAACUCCAGGAAAAACUGAUAGUGAUUAUUUUCUGCGGAUGUGGAACUCUGAAGUUGGAGAAUCAUUUAGAAAGUUCAAUCGGGGAGACAAAACUACUUGCCAAAGUCCUGCUUCAGCUUCUCAGGCAUCUUCAUCGACCAAAUGUGGUUCAUUUUCAGCUGUCACUGCUGAUAUUAGCCCCAACUUAGCAGGUUACUCUACCACGGCAAGCAAUCAAAAUGAAGAUACGGAGUGCAAAAGCUUCAAAUCUUACGCUGAAGAUGUGAAUGCUGGGUCUGAUUCGUCAAGCUCUGUUGCGUUAGAAGAUUCUUCAGACUCAACACUGCAACUUCUGUUGGAUUUCCCCAUUAACAAUGACAUGAGUUUCUUGGAAGAAAAUGUCGAUAGCAUUGCCUCUUAUUCGGCAAUGCAGUAAUAAGAUCUUGAUUUGUAGUUUGAAGCCUGGUUUGCUUGAAUUUUGAGCUAGUGAUCUUUUGAGUACUAAAAGCUAUGAAGCUGAUGUAAAAGCAAACAAGAGCUUAUAAAGCUAAGUGGUCAGUUAUUAUUAGUAAGAUUCUUCGGCUGAGUACAGUUACAGGGUGUAAUGAUGUUAACAUUUCCUAGUUUUAUUUAUUGGAGCCCUGCUAAUUCUAUAUAUA
Hevea brasiliensis (rubber tree) is the source of this 1328-nucleotide messenger RNA. Its product is annotated as transcription factor MYB17. Bases 179 to 1105 code for a protein of 308 amino acids. The record is from RefSeq and is a predicted model, not a curated record. The transcript is spliced from 3 exons. Lineage: Eukaryota; Viridiplantae; Streptophyta; Magnoliopsida; Malpighiales; Euphorbiaceae.